UUCACUCGCAGUAGACCCGUCUCUCCAAGUUCUGAAACAGAGAGAUGAACCAUGACGGACAAGACGGUGCGUUUUGGGAUCCUCGGAUGCGCCGUCAAGUACGCGUCAAAGUUCGUCAGAACCGUUACUCUACUUUCCCCUAACGCCGUUAUACUCGCCGUCGGCGAUCCCUCCCUCGAAACGGCGAAGAACUUCGCCGUUUCGAACGGUCUCUCGCCGGAGACCGUCGCGGUGUACGGAAGCUACGAAGAAGUGCUCGACGAUGAACGCAUCGACGCCGUUUACCUGCCGUUACCGGUGACACUGCGGGGGCGAUGGGCUGUUGCGGCGGGGGGGGAGAAGAAGCACAUGGUGGUGGAGAAACCUCCGGCGAUCGACGCGGCGGAGCUGGAAUCGCUCCUGGAGGCGUGCGAAUCCAACGGUGUACAGUUCAUGGACGGUGCGAUUUGGCUGCAUCAUCAACGGACGGCCAGGAUUGAAGAAAUGGUGUUCAAUUCCGAAUUGCUCGGAGAUGUUCGCCACAUAUACAGCACAAUGACGACCCCUGUACCAGAACAAGCGUUAGAGAGGCUGAGCAAAGAUGCAAUGGGCUCGGCUGGUGCCAUUGGAGAGCUCGGUUGGUACCCCAUAGGAGCCGUCCUAUGGGCCAUGGCUCACGAACUACCGACGUUCGUCAUGGCUCUUCCUUCAUCGGUGGUCACCAACUCCUCCGGCGCCAUCUUGGCUUGCUCCGCCUCUCUUCAUUACGCCCCGACCGCCACUGCAACCGUCCAUUGCUCCUUCCUCUCACACCUUUCAACCGAAUUGGCCAUCACAGGAUCAAAGGGAUCGAUCUGGGUGAACGACUAUGUCAUUCCGUACGAGGAGGACAAGGCUUCGUUCGAGUACACGACCGGCGCUCAAUUCGUUGACAUGCACGUAGGUUGGAACGUGAAGCCGGAGAAAGUGACUGUGGAGUGCGGCGAAAUGUCGCAGGAGGUGAUGAUGCUGACGGAGUUCGUGAGGCUCGUCGGAGGGAUCAAGAGUGGCGUCUCCAAGGCUGACCGGCGGUGGCCGGAGAUCAGCCGGAAAACUCAGCUGGUGAUUGAUGCUGUCAAGAAAUCCGUCGAUGUUGGAUGUAAAGUUGUUUAUCUGUAGAUUUAUGUCUUCGGAUUCUGUGGGUACUCCAUGCCAAAUCGCCAAUGAAAAUGAAAACUUUCAUGUGGGUAUGUAUA
Messenger RNA from Tarenaya hassleriana, 1214 nucleotides. RefSeq lists its product as uncharacterized. The record is from RefSeq and is a predicted model, not a curated record. The coding region runs from base 52 to 1137 and encodes 361 amino acids. Gene Ontology annotation, molecular function: nucleotide binding. The transcript has 3 exons. NCBI's taxonomy places the organism in Eukaryota, Viridiplantae, Streptophyta, Magnoliopsida, Brassicales, Cleomaceae.